UAUGUUAAAUUGAGAGGAGGAUCUGAUGAAGAAGAAGGAUCAUCGUCGGAAUCAGAAUCGUCAUCUGGUUGUUCGAUUGGAUCCGUUACUUCUGUUUGGUUCUGGGUGAAAUUGAUCUCCUUGGUCGCUUUUUUGGGUUCUUUGGCUUUUGUUAUUAUCAAAUGGAUUGGUCCCUUUUUAAUCGAAAAGGAACUGAUUCCGUUUAUAAAAUGGGUGAGAGGAACUUUCAGCAUCCCGGUUCUUGGUCUUCUACUCUUUGCCUCGGUAGCAUUGUUCCCAAGCAUUCUUCUUCCCUCUUCUCCUUCCAUGUGGAUGGCAGGACUUACGUUUGGUUACGGAAAGGGGUUUCUUUUGAUUUUGUCAGCAGCAUCAAUUGGUGUUACUCUUCCUUUCUUAAUCGGACAUCUCUUUCUCCACAAGAU
Messenger RNA from Camelina sativa (false flax), 422 nucleotides. The record is from RefSeq and is a predicted model, not a curated record. NCBI's taxonomy places the organism in Eukaryota, Viridiplantae, Streptophyta, Magnoliopsida, Brassicales, Brassicaceae.